UUGUCGGUGACGGUGACGAGUGGGCUCUUUUCUUCCUCCCUGAAAGCCACAUUCCUGCUCGCCCCAAAACACGCACGCAUCGAUGCGCCUUCCCCAGGAGCUCGUCGACGCCGUCGUCGCCUAUGUCCAGCAUGAGACGGGGAAUGAGAUUGUGCUGAACCUUCUGCAAGCCUCCACAACUGUCUUCUUGCCUCAGAUCUGUUUCAAUCUUCAGCACGAAGCCAUCUGUCUCGAUUCAUACCAUUCCUAUCGUCACCUCUUCGAAAUCACCAAGCUCUGCCCCGCCGUCCUUCCCUGCAUCUGGCAUCUCAGGGUGAACGCUGAUGCGAGGCUACUUGAUGGAUUCCUAUCGGCCCUACCGGCGGUGCUUCUGAACGAUUGUACUUGCCUUCGGUCCCUCCACGUCAGUGUGACAGGAAGGUCCAUCGAGUGGACAAUGCUCCCCAUCAGCUACAGAGCUGCGCUAUACAAGUGCAUGCAGCUACCGACACUCGAGAAGCUACAGCUACAGUCUAUCACCGUCACCCCAGCUGCCGUGGAAGAGUUCACUGCUCCGAGCCUCCCUCCUCAUCUGAAGACAAUCAGCAUCUCCAGGAUUUGGAUGGUCAGUGGAACCUACUUCUCUACGCAGCCCACAAUGGCACGGCUUGGAUGCACAUCAGCAACUACGACCUUCUCGUGCGACCAUCAGAGCCUUCCGUUCGCGCGCUUGCUGUACAAUCCGAGGCCAUAUCCCUUUGGCGACCUUCAUGAACUCGAGCUCGCCUCGGAUGAUGCGGGGGUGGACAGCGCAGCUCAGCAGAUACUCGCAGAAAACCCGCGCCUUGCUCAUCUCACAUGUCAAUGCAGCUCCUCCUUUCUUCCAGCGUACAAUCUACGCGAGAACAUCGCACUGCGCACGCUCACUCUCCGCUUUCGCAUACCGGUCGAGACCUGGGCGCCGGUGGGCUUUCCCGAAGUCCUGAAAUCCAUUCCUGGGUCGGGCACGCGCACUCUGGAGAGCUUCAGUCUCUUCGUUUCGACGGAGGAGACCGCAAUUGACUACUGGCGCGCGGUAGAUGAAGCACUUUGCCGUUUUGAGAUGCUAAAGACCGUCGAGCUGCAUCUGAAGAACCCCUUUGCAGGACGAGAUGCUACCUCCAUACCUGUUCAACAAGAGGAGACGGCGAGUGGUAGAUUUCCGGGACUGUGGGAUGCGAUGGGGAGAACACACGAGAGGGGAAUCCUGAAGAUCAUUACUGGAUGGUGAUGCGCCAUGAGAAGUUGUAUCUCUUGUCAAGCUCGAGAUAGGGUGUCUUUGCAGACCAACACCAUGGUAUGUUGGCACGCAGCCAUCUAUCUACCUGA
Messenger RNA from Schizophyllum commune H4-8, 1347 nucleotides. RefSeq lists its product as uncharacterized. NCBI's taxonomy places the organism in Eukaryota, Fungi, Basidiomycota, Agaricomycetes, Agaricales, Schizophyllaceae. The transcript is spliced from 3 exons. The record is from RefSeq and is a predicted model, not a curated record. The coding region runs from base 83 to 1249 and encodes 388 amino acids.